AUGUUUAUAAUAGUUUCGGAUGAAAAAAACGAACGAAUGUUUCUGGUUAGAAUCAAGAAUUCUCAGAAGUUAGAACUUUUAAAGCGGCAAGUGUUUCAUUAUAAGAUCAAACUAAAACGGAAAGUUGAUCUAGAUCAACUUCCCAUCAAAGGGAUGAUCCAUCUCACAAUAUUACUGAAAUAUACAAUUGCAUUACAAAAAAAUACUACUCGGCAUGAAAUCCGUGAGAAAUUUGUUGAAUAUUUAAAGAAAUUCGUGAUGCGGCCGGCGAAGUCCAGUGAUAGAAGAUCUUUUUGA
Molecule: messenger RNA, 297 nt
Organism: Ambispora leptoticha
Lineage: Eukaryota; Fungi; Glomeromycota; Glomeromycetes; Archaeosporales; Ambisporaceae
Source: the annotation of a GenBank genome assembly